Verticillium dahliae VdLs.17 is the source of this 714-nucleotide messenger RNA. RefSeq lists its product as uncharacterized. The record is from RefSeq and is a predicted model, not a curated record. The transcript is spliced from 3 exons. Bases 1 to 714 code for a protein of 237 amino acids. Lineage: Eukaryota; Fungi; Ascomycota; Sordariomycetes; Glomerellales; Plectosphaerellaceae.
AUGCCCCCUGGGUCUCCAUCGCCGCCCCUACUGCGCCUUCUCCUAGGCUCCGUCCUCGCGUACGCGCCUCUGGUCUCUGGUGACCUGAUGCUUUCCACCGUUGGCACCACAUCCUUUGGCUCUAUCCUCGAUGGACAGCUCAUGGGCCGGUGGGGAGGUACAUGCCGUGCAUCCUCGUCGGCUUCGUCCUGCGAACUCUCUGCGCAGGGUCUAAGCUCAUUUCAUUUUCAAAUACAACACCGGACUCGGCGCACUGACAAAGAGUCUCGUCGAGGAAGGCGCGGAGAUUGGACUGACGCUGCGGCCGACGCUGGCGGACACGUACGCCAGCAGCCGAAGCGAGGACCGAGUCGUGACGACAGGGCUGCGGAAAUUGGUAGGACCCUUGGCGGCGCAUUCGGGCUCGUUGUUUCGGGUGCCAUCCUGUCGAAUGCCCUUAGCCGCGACCUGACGCAGCGUGGAUACAUGGAUGAAAAGGAGGUGGCAAGUCUGACGAUCUCAAUGUAUGCGCCCGGCGUCGGGUUGCACCACAUUUCCAUAUUCUACAUGUACGCCGUCUGCGCUGCGCUGGCUUUGGCGCUGACUGCGGGCCAUGCGAGCCUGAAGGUCAAGGCCCUUCCUGCUGAGCAGCCAAAGACCCUGGAGGCAUCUGGCGACGAUGAGGUUGGAAGAACGAACAGGGCAGAGAGGGGAGAGGCUGAAGGUCAGGCUUGA